Molecule: messenger RNA, 210 nt
Organism: Suillus plorans
Lineage: Eukaryota; Fungi; Basidiomycota; Agaricomycetes; Boletales; Suillaceae
Exons: 4
Coding region: 1-210 (69 amino acids)
Source: RefSeq, a predicted model, not a curated record
AUGACUUACGUCUCAAAUAUCACUUCCGUCUCAAAUGAUCCCAGUGACUGGCCAUAUAUCAGUUCAGAAUUUUUUUUCAGCUAUUGGACAGUGGCUACUGGCGUCGUGGUGAUAUACGAUUGGGUCUUAACACUCGGACAAGAGAUUGAACUCAUAUGGGUGAGUGACGAAAGCAACAUAAAAAAAAGAGACUGUUCUGCAAUUUCAUGA